UUAAAAAGUCUGGUCACAAAGAGCGGUGGCGUACAUGGUUACCGCCGCACUUGUUGUUGUCGUAGCGUGUUUACAAAAAGAAGAGUUACCUCGGACUCCCCGGGGCUCCCCCUAUUCACGCGCGGAAUCUCAUUGUUGCCCCCCCCCCCCGAAGGACAUCAUUCAAGCUGCUGUUUUAGGGGCGGAGGGGAAGGCUCGCACUUGGUUAGAGCUGUGCGGCGCCGGGGGGUGCUACGUCUUGUGGCCGUGACAGCGGCAUUCGGCAGUCGCUGGCCAAACGUUCCCAGGGGGAGACACAAGAUGGCAAGUUUGCGUUGGACCUGCUUGCUGCUGACCUUGACACUCGUCUCCGCCCAAGGUGAUCUGCAGACGUACGAAGAAGAGCUGAACGAAACGGUCAUUUGCACCAACGACCACAUAGAAGUGGUUAUUCCAAGCGCUUUCUUCCUGCACAAAGUCCCCCCUGUUUACGUCUGGGAUUUGCAUCUCAAUGACCCCGACUGUCGAGGCGUGGAAGUGGGCGACGACUACGUCUUCAGCAUUAAGAGCAACCUGUCCCACUGCGGAAGCAUCAUGACGUCGGACGCCACUCACAUCCUCUUCGUCAACACCAUACACAACAACCACACCGACGUCAUCACCAGGAAUUACAUCAACAUCACCUUUGUGUGCCGCUACCCCAUCAACUACAUGGUGCAGCAGCCCAACGGGGAGAACAUGAUUCGCGUGGAUGUCAGGACCAUCACUCUCAACACGGAGGACGGAAACUUCUCCGUGUCCAUGCUGCUGUUCAAGGACGAGGCCUUUGAGGACAAGUGGACCACCGUCCCCUCGCUCACCCUGGACGAUGACAUCUUCGUCAAAGUCUUCAUGAUUCCAGCUCACCUGAUGUUACGCAUGGAGAGAUGCUGGGCCACGCCCACCAAGGAUCCUUACAGCCACAUUCAGUACACCUUCAUUCGGGACAGCUGCCCCGUGUUGACAAACCAAGAAACCCUGAGCGUGCUGAAGAACGGCCGCGGUGCUGACGCCACAUUCAGGAUCCAAAUGUUCAAAUUUGUGGGCGGCUCCUAUGCCAACAUCUUCCUGCACUGCAACGUCCACAUCUGCCACAACAGCCCCGGCCUGUGCCAGCCUAACUGCUCGACUGAAGAUGUCCUGUUGAGGACGCGGCGAGACAUUCCGCUGUCCCACACGGUGUCCUACGGUCCCAUCAGACGACGACCCAACGACAGCGAGAAUCCCCGUUUAGGUGGACUCCCACCGGUGGAAACCUUCAUCCUUGGGGGGUUCCUGCUGGUCCUGUUGCUGGUUGCGGGGGUCUUAGGGAGACUGUGGAUUCGUUCCAGGCGCUUCUACCCGACGGCGCGAGAGGCUCAGCUCACCCUGUCCAACGUACACCACAUCUCCGAAGUGGCCUCGUGAGUCGGCGGGAUCCAAAAGCGUUCCACUUGAUUACCGCUUUGGAUUCGAGAUUUGUCGUGAAAUUGU
Molecule: messenger RNA, 1491 nt
Organism: Hippocampus zosterae (dwarf seahorse)
Lineage: Eukaryota; Metazoa; Chordata; Actinopteri; Syngnathiformes; Syngnathidae
Product: pancreatic secretory granule membrane major glycoprotein GP2
Exons: 9
Coding region: 301-1425 (374 amino acids)
Biological process (GO): neutrophil migration
Cellular component (GO): cell surface; apical plasma membrane
Source: RefSeq, a predicted model, not a curated record